This is a messenger RNA of Loxodonta africana (African savanna elephant), 1630 nucleotides long. Its product is annotated as olfactory receptor 5L1-like. Gene Ontology annotation, molecular function: odorant binding; G protein-coupled receptor activity; olfactory receptor activity. Gene Ontology annotation, cellular component: membrane. Gene Ontology annotation, biological process: sensory perception of smell; G protein-coupled receptor signaling pathway. Bases 1 to 951 code for a protein of 316 amino acids. NCBI's taxonomy places the organism in Eukaryota, Metazoa, Chordata, Mammalia, Proboscidea, Elephantidae. The record is from RefSeq and is a predicted model, not a curated record. The transcript has a single exon.
AUGGUGGAGGAAAACUGCACCGUGGUGACAGAGUUCAUUCUCCAGGGACUAUCAGACGUCCCGGAGCUGAGAGUCUUCCUCUUCCUGUUUUUCCUUCUAGUCUAUGGGAUCACAGUUAUGAGCAACUUGGGCAUGAUUGCACUGAUUCAGGUCAGCAGUCAGCUUCACACCCCCAUGUACUUUUUCCUCAGCCACUUAUCCUUUGUGGAUUUCUGUUACUCCACCAUCAUUGUGCCUAAGACACUGGCCAAUAUCAUAAACAAGGACAAAUCCAUUUCCUUCCUGGAAUGCAUGGUGCAAUUCUAUUUGUUUUGUGCUUAUGGACUCACUGAGGUUAACUUGCUGGCUGUGAUGGCCUACGACCGCUUUGUGGCCAUCUGCAGCCCACUGCAGUACAUGGUCAUCAUGUCCCGGAAGCUCUGUGUGGAGCUGAUGUCUGGCUGCUACCUGUGUGGAACAGUGUGUUCUCUGAUGCACUUGUGUUUAGUUCUUGAGAUCCCAUCCUAUCGAUCGAAUAUGAUUAAUCACUACUUCUGUGAUCUACCCCCUCUCUUAUCUCUUGCCUGUUCUGAUGUCUCCAUGAAUGAAUUGCUUUUGUACAUUGUGGCCACUGCCAAUGAGAUCAUCGCCAUUGUGGUCAUCCUCACCUCCUACUUGCUUAUUCUCAUCACCAUCCUGAGGAUGCGCUCUGCAGAGGGAAGGCGCAGAGCGUUUUCCACCUGUGCUUCCCACUUCACAGCCAUCAUUGUCUUUCACGUAACAGUUCUUUUCAUUUAUUGCCGUCCCAGCUCAGGCAACAUUCUGGAUACAGACAAGAUAGCCGCGGUGUUCUACACUGCAGUGAUUCCCAUGCUGAACCCCCUGAUCUACAGCCUGAGGAACAAGGAUGUGAAAGAAGCUUUCAGGAAAGUGAUGGGAUUUAACCUACUUUCCAAGGGGCCAUUUUCUUAGCUGGACUUAAAGUUUCAAAAGGAACCUUUAAGGAUGGAUUUAAGUUUUGGUAGAAAUGGAUGAAUGGAAACCGGGGAAGGACAUUAGUGAACUAGGGUACUAUGCAUGAUUCUUUGCUGUCUACUCACCUUUUAGACUUCUCUUAAAUUUCCCAGAGAAGAACAUUGUUCAAAUAUAUCUACCAUCUUUGCUGCUAUCCUCCAGCCUCUGAGUGUUUUGAUCGGGUUUGUGGGAUGGUACUGUUAAGCCUCAUUUUUUUGAUUUGUGGUUACACAUAUAUGUUUCCAACAAAGUGCAUAUAAUGAGACAUGUCUUUACAACGCCCUUAAUGCAUAUAACCAUUCUUAUUGAGUUAAAUAAUUCCUUUUCUUCAGAGGAAUAACUAUACAUUUGUUUCAUAUUUAUAUAUAUGUAAAUACGUAUUAUAUAUAAACCUGAUGCCAUCAAGUCAAUUCUGACUCAUAGCGACCCUAUAGGACAGAGUACAACUGCCCCAUAGGGUUCCCAAGGGGAGGCUGGUGGAUUCCAACUGCUAACCUUUUGGUUAGCAGCUGCGCUCUUAGCCACUGUGGCACCACGGCUCUGAGCAUAUAAUACAUAGAUAAUUAAAUAUACAUAUAUAUAUUUUUUAAUUUGGACUGAGCUUCCCAUGUGUUUUUGGAUAUUUGUAGGAAUUAAU